Molecule: messenger RNA, 2046 nt
Organism: Cladocopium goreaui
Lineage: Eukaryota; Dinophyceae; Suessiales; Symbiodiniaceae
Source: the annotation of a GenBank genome assembly
GGGGCUUAUGAGCUCCUGAACAGUGAUGACCAUAAGGGCAUUUGUGCCAAAACUCAACGAGAUUUGGCCGACGUCCGGCCUGGAGCCUCAGGAGAUCGCCAGGAGAAAAAGGGGACCAGGCUUCAAGCACGAAACUCCGAUCUCUCCAUGGCUGGGAUGGACAAGGAAGUGGCGAUGGUGCCAAAGACAAGCCGUAUCUCUGAAGAGUACAAGGAGCUGCAGAAGAAGGAAGCUUUGCUCAAGGAGAAUCCCCGGAGAUGGGUGAUGUUCCCCCUGCAGUUCCCGGCCAUCUGGGAGUUCUACAAGAAACACGAGGCCUCCUUCUGGACUGCCGAGGAGAUCGACUUGGCUCAGGAUAACAAGGACUGGGAGAAGCUUACGGAGGGUGAGAAACACUUCGUGAAGCAUGUUCUGGCGUUCUUUGCCGCCUCCGACGGCAUCGUGCUGGAGAACCUCGCUGCUCAGUUCAGCACGGAGGUGCAGGUCCCAGAGGCUCGGGCCUUCUACGGCUUUCAGAUUGCUAUGGAAAACAUCCACUCGGAGACCUACUCCCUGCUAAUCGAACAGUACAUCAAAGACCCUGUGGAGAAGGACCAGCUCUUUGAUGCCAUCCACACCAUGCCAGCCGUGCGCGACAAAGCCAGGUGGGCCGUGCAGUGGAUGAACAAAGAGGCUUGCUUCGCCGAGCGUCUGGUGGCCUUCGCAGCGGUGGAGGGCAUCCUCUUCAGCGGCUCCUUCUGUGCACUCUUCUGGCUGAAGAAACGGGGCUUGAUGCCUGGGCUUACUUUCUCCAACGAACUCAUCUCCCGCGACGAAGGUCUGCAUGCGGAUUUUGCGUGCCUGCUCUAUUCCAUGCUGGAGAACAAACUGCCCGAAGACAUUGUUCAGGACAUCAUCCGUGGAGCCGUUGAAGUGGAGAGGGACUUCAUCUGUGGCGCGUUGCCAUGUGACCUCAUCGGCAUGAACAAGGAUCUGAUGACACAGUAUAUUGAGUUUGUGGCGGAUCGCUUGCUGUGUGCACUGGGGCACAGCAAGAUCUGGAACUCCUCGAAUCCGUUUGAUUGGAUGGAGAUGAUUUCCCUGCAGGGCAAGACCAACUUUUUCGAGAAGCGCGUGGGUGAGUACCAGAAGGCAGGCGUGAUGACCGGCGGCGCCCCGGCCAUGUUCGAACGCUGGCUAUUGCUGCUGGGAAAACGAGGCUAUGGGGCCGAGGAGUCGUCGCAGUUUGCCUUGGACCGGGACUUCUGUGGAAGUCGAAUUUUGAACACUGCGAACCUGGUCAUGGUAUGGGAGCCGGACAUCACGCAUCAGUGUCUGAUGGCCCUGCUGGAUAGCCCUUUGAACAAGGCCGGGAAGCUCUUGAUUUACAUCCACACGGCCAAGCACGUCUUGGUGGAGGUGCAUCCAUCCUUGCGUGUGCCGCGGACCUUCAAGCGCUUCGCAGGCCUGUGUGUUGAGUUGCUGCAGCGGCAAAAGAUUCGCGCAGCUGGAGCCAAUGAGACCUUGAUGAAGGUGGUUUCCAACCCCGUGGAGAAGUACCUUCCGCCUGGCGCGCGGCGCUUUGGCAUGUCGGUGAACGGCCGGCAGGUGAAAAUGCGCGACUUUGCGGCCGAGCUGGAGCAGCCAUUUGCAGAACAGGCGCAACAUGUUGGUGGCAAGUUUGUUGGAAUCGUUUUGGUUCCGUUGUGGUUGAAGGAGCUCCUACUCGACUUGGAGGCCCAAAACCUAGUGGAACGCCUGGCAGCUGCUGUGCAACGCUGUGGACUCAGGCGUCAGCUCUUUUCAGCCUUGUCGCGUGAAAAGGCGCCUUUAGCCUUGGAGGCAGCUGAAACAGUCCUUGGCACCUUUGCCCAGCGCAAUGGUGACAGUGCUGGUGGAGCUGUGCUGCAGCGCGCAGCAAGGCUGUUGGAUGUGAAUGGCAGCGGAUGGAUCGAAGAAGUGGAUUUCCACCAGGCCAUGCUGAUGUUUUCAGUUUCGAACGCGACACUGGCUGUGGACGGUGUGGCAUAGCUUGCGGUAGAGUCAGCACAGCGUUUCUGGAAGUUG